AUGGCUGUCACUUACAGGAACAACCGGCUGGUCCCGGCGGUCAUCAUCGCGAUAUGCAUCAUCUUGGUAUUCAGCUUGAUUGACCCGACCGUCGAGAACUUUGGACUCCCGGCUCCCAAGACGACGGACCGCGAUGCGACGCGCGCGGGCGCACCUCCAAGCGCGGAGCCAGCUCGUACACAGUCGGCCGGAAAGCCAGCCGUUGAGCCGACACGGCAGGUUUCCCACAGCGAGCCGUCUCCCAAAGCUCCUACAACGCCGCAAAGGCUCGGAGAGGAUGAUGUUCUGCUCAUCAUGAAGACGGGCGGGACGUCCAUGUGGAAGCGCCUCCUCGUCCACCUCACCACGACGCUCUCCGGCAGCCGCAUCUCCCCGUCCAACAUUGUCAUCUACUCGGACAAUGCCGAGACCAUCGGCUCAUUCACUGUCGUCGAUGCCCUCGCCAACAUGACCGACGAGACAAAGCGGUCAGCCGACUUCGACGUCUACCGGCAGCAGUUCGAGUACGUCGCCCACAACUACUACAGCGAGGCCGCUGGCGUCGACGGCGACGAGUGGGGUCCCGUCGGCGGCUGGAUCAUCGACAAGUACAAGUUCAUCCCGCUUAUGGAGCACGCGGGGCGGAACUGGCCGCACGUCAAGUGGUAUAUCUACAUGGAGGACGACGCCUACCUGUUUCUUCCUAACAUCCGCAAGUUCCUGGCGGGCUUCGACUGGCGGAAGAACCACUACCUCGGCAGCUAUGCUGCCAAGUCGGAUGCCGUCUUUGCGCAUGGUGGCGCGGGCUUUGUGCUGUCCAGGGGCGCGUGGGAGGCUUCAUUUGGCAAGAACCCAGGGAUGGUGGAAAAGUACCACAAGUACGUCGCGGAGCACUGCUGUGGCGACCAGGUGCUUGGCCUGGCGUUGAAGGACCACGGAAUCCGCUUCGGAGAGAACGGCGGCGACGAAAAGUUCACGUGGGGGUUUAAUCCCCUCGUCCACUGGACCUUUGCCUUUAGCAGGAGUAACUGGUGUCAUCCUCUGCUGUCCUGGCACAAGGUCCACAACCGCGACGUUGCCCGGUACUAUGAGCUGGAGAAGAGCUGGAACUUUGAUACCCCGAUGCUGUACCGCGACUUCUUCAAGAGCAUGAUCCUGCCCCGCAUACAGAAAAACGCCCAGUGGUGGGACAACAUGGCCAGCCUCUAUGAGAUAUCCUCUACCAACAGGGAAUGGGCCGCUGUCCCCAAAGACGGCAGCAAGUACGACGCCGCGCUGUGGAAAAAAGCGUGGAGAUCCGUUGAGGCCUGUGAGGCUGCCUGCAGAGGGUGGACGAACUGCGUAAUGUGGUCCUUUGUCGAGGACCUCUGCAAGAUGGACGACAAGAUCACCAUGGGACAGGGCUAUGCCCCAUCCAUGUCCCAGCGAAAGACGUCGCUCAUGCAUACCAGCGGGUGGAUGUCGGACAGGCUAGAAGGUUGGAAAUGCUAA
This is a messenger RNA of Purpureocillium lilacinum, 1470 nucleotides long. RefSeq lists its product as uncharacterized. Gene Ontology annotation, cellular component: membrane. The record is from RefSeq and is a predicted model, not a curated record. Lineage: Eukaryota; Fungi; Ascomycota; Sordariomycetes; Hypocreales; Ophiocordycipitaceae. Gene Ontology annotation, molecular function: N-acetylgalactosaminide beta-1,3-galactosyltransferase activity.